Scutellospora calospora is the source of this 984-nucleotide messenger RNA. NCBI's taxonomy places the organism in Eukaryota, Fungi, Glomeromycota, Glomeromycetes, Diversisporales, Gigasporaceae. The record is from the annotation of a GenBank genome assembly.
AUGGAAGUUACGGAGGAUGAAUUGACAGUUCAUAAAAUUAUUUUAGAGCAAGGACCGGUUUUUGUAGAUGAGAUCAAGAUUCACGAAUUAGUUGAUUAUGAGUUGCCAGAUACUUCCUGGGAACAAUUACAGAUAAUAUUAGAAAGUCUGCAUUCUUUUGGAUUAGUCAGAAAACGACAAACUCAUGACGAAAGGAUUUUAUAUCAAGCUCGUACAAAAGAAAUUGCAAAAAAAUUGCAAAACCUUGAUGAAAAAGAAUUCGAAAUAUAUGAGCUUAUAGAAAACUCUGAAAGAAAAGGUAUUGCAAAGUCUGAGAUCCAAAAGCAGACUAAGAUUGUACAAUCCAUAGUUGAAAGUAGUUUAAAGUCCAUGCAGGAUCAACAACUGGUUAAAGAGGUCAAACCAAAGGUAAUACUUUCUUCCGAUGAAUCUCUUAGCAGAUUAUUAUACAAUAAUGGAGAUGUUGAUACAUUUGUUGUAGAGACUUUAAAAACUUUAUGCUUAAAUUUCAUAUAUCACAGAAGUUUUCCAAAGGACAUGGAUGAGAAUUCAAUAUAUUUUCCUGGCUAUACUGGUUACGCGACUCUAACAAAAAUUUUACAAUGUAUACAAGAGUCAAAAGUAAUCACUGAUGUAGAAGUUGAAGAAGCUGAUAUACGUCAACUUUUAGAUGUUCUUAUUUUUGAAGGGAAAAUCGUAAAACGAUUUUCGAAUAUAAUGCCUGAUUCUGAUAUAAUGGAUUCUAUGGAUAUAAAUCAUGAAUCUCAAGUUGUAUAUAUUGCAAAAAAACCAAAAGCUGUGAGCAAUGCUUGGACUCCCACACCAUGUGGCAGAUGUCCGUAUUUUAAAGAAGAAUGUACUGAGGAUGGAGAAAUCUCGCCGUCUAACUGCGUUUUUUAUCCCCAAUGGCUUAACAGAGGUCUUACUAUGAUGCACGAAUCGAAUAGGACCAAAGGAAAGGGAAAAAAUUACAUGGAAUGGUGA